Amphimedon queenslandica is the source of this 767-nucleotide messenger RNA. RefSeq lists its product as uncharacterized. The coding region runs from base 104 to 646 and encodes 180 amino acids. The transcript is spliced from 2 exons. The record is from RefSeq and is a predicted model, not a curated record. NCBI's taxonomy places the organism in Eukaryota, Metazoa, Porifera, Demospongiae, Haplosclerida, Niphatidae.
UAUACUACUUCCACUGCCAGCUGUUAUCAUUUGCCUUACUGUUGACAAAUUCAAAUAUAAUGUCCGUCGUUUUCCAACAAAUCUUUGCAGCAGCAGAGGUGACAUGAGGUUCUAUUCUAUAACACUUCCAAUGGAUGUACUAUUUGCUACUGGAGUUAUAAUGUUGAUUAUAGUUCUUUGGACUAUGAGAAAUAAAACAACUUUCUUGAAUAAAAAAAGUCAUACUAAGCUAAGCACUGCUGAGAAAAAAAUCCUAUUGGUUUUUACAGUUUUUACUAUUUUUGGUGCUUUUACUAUAGGGCAUGAAAGCAGCACAGAUGCAACAUCUGACAAGUUUGAAGCAGCUUUAGAAGAAUAUUUUGAAUGUGAAGCAUUUGGUCACAUCCCUGGAAAGUGUGACAGAGGAACAAUUGAAAAGAUCCGCAGGCCUUACUUCAGUGCUAUUGCAUACAUACUAAUGAGUUUGAUACCGUUGAGCAUUUUGAACUUCAUACUUAAGUGGAGCUCAGUUAAAAGUGCUAGAAAUAAAGUUGUAAAUUUGACAAAGAGGUGUUUCAGUUUUUUGCAUCGUGCCUGUGAAAGUGUUCCUGAUGAGUUAUCAUCAAAAUCAGAUAAAAGUACAAAUAGUAAGAACUCUGCUGUAUAACUUGACUUCACUUUAUGCUAAUAAUUUGGACCUUUAACUUCUGUGUGCCUAUAUGUGAUUGCUUUAUACCUGUUUUUUAGCAUUAAAAACUUCCUUAGUACUGAAACGAAAUGCUGAGUAA